Dacryopinax primogenitus is the source of this 3870-nucleotide messenger RNA. RefSeq lists its product as uncharacterized. The coding region runs from base 1 to 3870 and encodes 1289 amino acids. The record is from RefSeq and is a predicted model, not a curated record. NCBI's taxonomy places the organism in Eukaryota, Fungi, Basidiomycota, Dacrymycetes, Dacrymycetales, Dacrymycetaceae. Gene Ontology annotation, molecular function: protein binding. The transcript has 7 exons.
AUGGACAACAACACCGAUCCUCAACCCCACACUCCUCCCCCUUCAUCUAGGGUCAUUCCCCGAACACCCGGCAACCGAUCUCUCGGCGUUACUGUCGAUUGUGGACGCAUAGGCACCUUAACUGUUCACGGCAGCAAGGGUGCCAUCGUCUCGAUCUUCCCUGUGGAUCAUAAGGUCACACGAAUAGGGGGAGACGUCUCCUGCCACGUUCGGCUCUAUGAUAGCGAUGCGCCCCGCUUUGUGUGCGAUCUGAGAUUUGACGUGAAUACGCACAAGGUUCAUAUUGAUGCAAGGCAUCCGUCAUGCAUGCGCAAUAACGUGCCCGUGUAUCGCUCUGCGAUCAAAGCACCAUUGGAAGACGGAGAAAGGAUUUCUCUCCCGGGUCAUAAGUUUACCUGGCACUAUGCAGCCGGCGUGAAGUUAUUAACUAAACAGAUGCUCGACAUGUCUCAACCUGGCCUUCGCGGGUUCCGACUAAGUAUCUUCCCAUCCUCCCGUGUGUUCCCCGCCACCCCAACUGAACACCGGAAACGCAAGCAUGUCAAGCUUCCCGAGUUCCUCGCUCCGGCACACUCCUCCAAGAAACUGCAGAAGAAGAUUGUCUCCCACGUAGUCGAGUCUCCAUCCGCUGCUCCGUCAACUCCUGCCCCUCGCAGUCGCCGUGGAUACCGUGCACCUGACGAUUCUCUUGACUCUAUGUCCGGCGACACCUCCGUCGAUUCUGCCACAAGUUCUGUGUACGAUUCAGACUCGAGCAUGCAUUUCGGUCUUGCUCAGGACGGCAAUCGCUUCAUCGCCCUUGAAGAAGUUGAUGAGGCCACUGAGCCCAAGGGCGCAAGGACUCCAGCCCCCGUUCAAAAGCAGAUCAACAACCGUCUUAUGCGCCGGACUCGUGCCGUGUUCAGCAUCAAGAGGGUCAAGCAGUACGUCGAAUGGCAAGGAAAUCAAACACCCCGUCCAGGUCGAAAGCUGCAUUUUCUCGACACGGCCGAGGUUAAUAUCAUCCCGAACAAUCUGGAAGAGCACCAGAAUGACCAGGACGAGGCUUCAUUCCCAUGGCCGACGGAUGGUGUCCAAUUUCCUCUGGAAGACCUGACCGACGCCUAUGUCGAUGUCCCCCAAGACCAGUUGAAAUUAUCAACGCAAGGACUUGGAACGUCAAAUGGAGUCGAGAUCUCGGAGAACGUCGUGGGAAUUCCGUCAGAACAACACGAACCUGUUUUGUCCUCAUUGCCGUCCACUCCCACUCGACCAUCCACCCGCCUGGCAGGACGCAAUCCGCGAUUUCCUAAGCAGAAUACCCCUAAACAAUCCCUCCUUGCUUUGGCACUCAUGAAUGCGUGUUGUCAUCGCGAGCAAGAAGAGCGCAUAAAGGAGGACAGGGAAAGGGAGCGGCUCAGGCAGGAGGCGGAAAACCGGAGCGAUCGCCAACCGCAGCAGCACAUGUGGGAGGAUUGGACACUCUUCCUACAACAACAGCAGUCGUGGGGUCUAAAUCAAAUGGUUGCUAACAACUGGUUUCCUCCGUUUGCCACUAUGCAGCAAACGGUCCCCACCUCACUCAACGAUGGUCCCAUUGGAGCUCCCCCAAUCAUCUUCUCCCUGUCCACCUCCGAGGAAUCCUCAACACAGCCUGCAUAUUAUGGACAGGACUCCCGGGACUUGCAGUCCACGUACUUUAAUUCGAUGCCGCUGCUUGGGGGUUCAUCCGACCAGACUUCGAUCUACCCAACGCAGCCGACUUUCCCCAGCCAAUACAAUCCGACAAUGCCCUCCGAACAACUCAUCCCCAUGCGUUUUGACGAUACUGCGCACGCUUGGCAGACGCUCAGCGAGGAGGAGUAUGAAGAUAUCCCAAUGGACCUAGACCCUCCCGUAGAGUUGCAGCUCGAUCCUCAGCUCAUGGACCACAUUUACGGCUUGGAGUUAGGCAUGCCACCAGUACAGGCCAUGCCAGGCACGCAGCAGCAUGCCGAUCCUGUAGACCAACCCCCGCUAACAAUCUUUCCUGAGCAAGAUCCCAUCUUCACAAGCCUGCAACAUAUCCAUGAAGCGUCAGUGCCGUCGUAUCCUACGCAACUUUCCUUGGUACAGGAGCAGAACCAUCUAUCGCAAACUGGACGGGCCCGUCUGGAGGCAACACAUAGGUCCCUACGUGGGUCCGGGACAAAUAGCCUAUUAUCGCCCCCGAACCGACGUCCACGCUGGCGUCCAUACUGGAGUUUCACUCCGGCACAACGGGAGAAGGGAAAGAAGAUCUUGCACCGGCGACUGGAUAGACAGCGAGCGCAAGCACAGAAGAGUUCGGUGCUAAAACCUCUGGACGAAGCGGGUGACCAUCUGGCGACGGAUCCCGACUUACUGGCUGAUGUAGAUGAAGCGAAGACCCAAAACGCGGUGACACCGGACGUCUUUAGAGUUUUGACCCAGGAUUCAUCGCCCAGCGAGACAACGGAGCCGCCCCAAAUGAGCGUCAAUACAGAUCUCGAGCCUGAUAAGCUUGAGAAGAGUGGUCCUAUUGUGCAGAUCAGCACGCCCACUCUUUCGGACGAGCUAGCGCCGACGCAAAGUGAUGCGCCGACUACCAAUGUCGUAUCCCAGACUACCAUGGCAGAACCAGAACCCGAUCUGACUCCUGACCCUGCAACAUCAGAAGAGGUCCAACAAGAGCUCAACGCCGACGCGCCAGCUAGUUCACCCUGUGAUGUCAGAGUCGACAAAAUCUUGGAGACGGGAGAUAUGGUUGUGCAAGAACGCAGUGUUGUUGUGGAACAAGAAAAGCCGGCACGACGCAGCAAGCGCAAGCUGCAGGACUCUGUCGCCCCAGUCGACACGGCUCCCGCCAAAAAGGCAUCCCGCACAAAUACCAGACGCAAAGCACAGGAAGUUGUUCUCGACGCUGCACCUUCGAUUGAGCCUGCCAAAGAGAUCAGCGUCGCCGAUGUCAACACCAAUAACAUAGGCGCCAGCCGUCCCACCAAGCCCUUGCGGCGCACCCGGAAGAAUGCUGUCGCGGACGUUCCUGAGGCUCCGCCACGCCGCCGAAUAGCCAGGUCGACCGCCGUCAAACCAGCGCCCAAGGCUGAGUUGACCGCCGAACCUCCAGAACACAGUACUGGUGAAGUUAUCGCGCAAGAUACGUUGAUGCCCAUCGGGCCGGUAAACAUGGACGGACACCAAGACGUACAGACAGUUACCGAAGGGCAAGAACCCACCGUGAUGGAAGGUCCUACACCUGUGGAAAAGCCGCAGUUUGUCGAGGAGCGGCCUAUUCGCAGUUUACGCAGCUCCCGCGCCGCGAAAAGUGCUGUCCAAUCAGUCCCAGAACCUGUGACCAAUACGAGGAGCACGCGGCGUAGCAAGAAAGCAGCGGAGCCCGUUGUCGAACAACAGUCGAGAGAUGAGAAUACUGCGCCGAAGCAGCUCGCCACACCGGCAAUUGUCAUUGUGGAGAAGACCACUGCGGAGGAGCCUGCCAGGGUCACUCGGAAACGUAGACGGGUUGUCGAAGCUGAUGAAGCCGAUGCGAAAGCAGCUGAAGAGACGAAGGAACUCGUGGUCAAGAGCGGCGGUCGGAAGAUGGCAUUGAGAGAACGCAAAGCCAUCGAGGUGCAUUCACCUAAGCGCCAGCGUACAUCUAAUUUCGUCGACGCGGCGGAGGAACAACAACCUGUUCAGCCGGCCAAGAGGACCAGAAAGGCCCGAACAGUUGCCACGGUAACGGCAACCAUCGACAGGGAGCUGCCCCCGAGCCCAGUAAAGAGGACAAGGAGCCGCGUCACACGCUCUGGUGCAUCUCAAGAAACAGCAGUGUCUAAAGUUGCCGCCCCGCUGGCUGUAGUGAAGAAAUCUCGCGCUCUGAGGAAAUAA